AUGAACUCAGAAGGGAGAUUAUUUAGACUCAAAGUUAAGAAUAAUAAUGAUUUUGUUAUUAAGUUAAUAAGGAUUCUGGGAUAAUUGGCUGAGUAAAAUUAUUUUUUGUAUUUAUCAAUUAAUAACCUAGUUAUGGCUUGUGUGUUUCACUUGGAAAGCGCAAAAAAAUCCAUUGUGGAAUUUAUAAGGUUUUGAUGAUUUCAUAAUUUUCAAUUUAUAAAAGAUGUCAUAUGAAAUUGACAAUUUUGCAAAUGAUAAUAUUAUUUUGUAAAGAAUAUGGAAAUAUUGAUAUUUGUAAUAAAUAAGAGUAAAAAGGUCAGAAAACCUUAAUUUCUGCAUAUGGAACAAUUCUUAAUUUAUUAACAUAUAUGUAAAAUAAAAGUGUGUGUGUGUGUGUGAGAAAAGGGAAUUAAAGUGGGAUCCAAAUUUAAUCAUUAGUAAGAAUCAAAUACUAAGGAAGUAUAAUUUACAUUUAAUUAAAUGGGUGUAACAGACAUAUGUGUGAAGGGAAGUUGGGGAGUCUGAGGAGGUGGUUUAGGUGAUAGUCGAGAAUCGUUGAGUUUAUAAUAUUUAUAUAUAUUUAUGAUUGCUGAAGUCCAGAGUAAUGAAGAUCUAUAAGUAAUGUGUAGAAUCUGCGAAAAAAAAGUAUGAAUGCACUAUUACAAGUGUAGACAGAUGCUACAUUGAUCGAGAAUCAUUUAGUUAAUUGUUAACAAAUCUUUGAAGCCAGAAAGCAAUUGCAUUAAUUGGAUGUGUAAAUUCAGAAGUUGGCCGAGUUGGCUCAAAACAGCUUUCGCACAUUGAAUACAAAAUAUCAAAUCCACAAGUCCAAGCAGGCUAGGCACACAAACAACGAGAAUCGAGGGAUGCGCAGCAGUGCUCCGUUGAAAUUGAAUCAACCAGAAGAUUGUGCAAGUGAGGAUACGGGUUCAAGAACAAACAAGGUGAGUGUAAAGGUGUAUAAUCGUAGUGUACUGUGAAGUCGAGGUUUGCGAAUUUGGGAACAAGCUUGGCAGAUGAUGAGCCCGAUGAACGUGAGUAGGAAUCCGUGAUUUAGAUUGUGGAAGAAAAUAUUACAGGAGAGGACCUGGAUCGAAUAAUGAAACAAUAGAUCAAGUUGUCAAAGAAAAUAGAGUAGUAGAAACAAGGGGUUAAGUUUGCGCAUUCUCCUUCGCCAGAAAUCAAAUAAAUAAGUUCUCCGUUAUCAAAUGGAAUGGGGAGUCCCUUCUCUCUUGAGUACAACGUUGUGUUUAUAAAUUAGUGAUAAUACAGAAAUUUUAAAAGAUUUGAGAUUACAGUUAAACUCUCUCUCCAUAAUUACUAAAUAUACUGAAGAAACUCUUAAAACCCAUCAUGGCACUCAGUCGAUUUAAUUUGAUCUAAAAAUACAGGUGGAAUUGUUCAAUAUCAAACAUACACUCCAAAAAGAUGUACAAGAUCUAGUAAAAAUGACUUUGAAGCUAAUUGAAGUAAAAUUGAAAAAUAUUUUAUAAUUUUAGGAAAAGGUUUAAUGUACAUAAAAAAUUUCUAGAUUACAAAAACUCAUCUCUGACGAAGAUAAGCUUGAGAGCCUCACUUCUCCACUCCGCAUGAAGAUCUCCAAAGUGGAAACUGGCAAUCGCAGAACUUCUUUGGGUAAUUCUUUACAAGAACAUUUUGAAAUGCUCAAAAACAGUUCGACUGGAUCCAAAUGGUUGAAUAAGUAAAACGUCAUAUCCAAUUUUGAAAACACUCACCAAGUGCAAUCCAAGACGUUUACUGAAGGUGUAGGAAAGGAUUGCAUUUUCUAAAAAUGUUUGAGUGAAUCUGAUGAUGGUGGAGAAAGCAGCAGUGAAUCACAAUCAGAGGAAGUGUCAGAUAGAGACGACAAAAAGAAUAUCACUAAAAAAUCACUUGAAGAAUCUUUUGAAAUGGAUGAUUUUGUUUAACAAUCCAAAAGCAAUGUAAUUUCAUUUAAAGAUUUAAAUUUAAAUUUAAAUAACGUGAUUGAUAAGUGUGAUUUUGAUAAUGAGAAGGAAUAGAAAGUCAAGGGGUAUUACAGCGAUGGAGAUUUCAAAACAACUAAAUUAGUCAAGAAUAAACAAUUGUAAAUCAUUAUUAAAUAUGCUAGAUUGAAUGUAACUCUUCAGGAUUUUGAAUUUAUCCAGGUUUUGGGUGUUGGAGCAUUUGGGGCAGUUUGGUUGGUGUCUAAGAAGAAGACUAAGGAUUAUUAUGCCAUGAAGGUGAUAGAUUGUAGAAAUAAGAAUAUGAAUGAAAUUUAGAAUUUGAGGGCUGAAAAAAACGUCUUUGAAAUUUUAGAAGGGGAUUUUGUAGUCAAAGCCUAUUAUUCCUUUAUUUAAGACAAUUGCUUGUUGUUCUUGUUAGAAUAUAUGAUGGGGGGUGAUUUUAGUUAGGUGCUGUAUCAAUAUGGACGUAUUUCUGAAUCAGUGGCUAAAUUUUAUCUGGCUGAAUUGCUCUUAGCAAUUGAAUCGUUACACAAGAAAGGUAUAAUUCAUAGGGAUUUGAAACCACAAAAUAUCUUAUUAGAUGCGCAGGGUCAUCUAAAGUUAGCCGAUUUCGGUUUGUCUGAAAUUGCCUUGGUGUAAAAGAUAAGGGAAGGCAAGGAUGGAAUCAAUUGUUCAAUCGAUCCUGAAGCAUUACCAAUGAAUGUUUCGAAGAGAAACAUCAAAACCAAAAGCAAUAUUGAAUUUCAUUUACAAAAGACUACUAGUAAGACCAGUAUUUAAGAGCGAACUCAAUCAGGAAAAAGAUAGAAUAGAAUAAUUGGAACUCCCGAUUACAUUCCUCCCGAGGUUAUCUGUGGAUUAUCCAUUUCUAACUUUUCAAUUGACUGGUGGGCGUUUGGAGUGAUAGCCUAUGAAUUUUUGGUAGGAAUUCCACCAUUCAAUGACUGUAGCAUUCCGAAAGUGUUCGAGAAUAUAAUUAAUAGAUUUAUCGAGUGGCCAGAUAUAGGCAGUGGAGAGGACAUGAUGAGUUAGGAUGCAUACGAAUUAAUCAAUUCAUUGUUGGAACCAUAAUACCAUUAGAGACUUGGAGAGAAGGGUGCUGACGAAGUGAAAUCUCAUAAAUUCUUCAAUGGGAUCGAUUGGAAUAACAUCAGAAAUUAGGAGGCUCCCAUGAUUCCGAUAAGAGACUUAGACUAAUUGGAGGAGGAGGAGAGUAAUAUCACGAAGAAGAAGAAUGAGGAAGUGAAAAUGAAGGAUAGAUUGCAAUCAGUGCAAGUCUCCCAUGAUGGAAAUCUAGAUGAUGUGGCUAACCUAACCAGAGUUGAUCUACUGGCCAAGAUUAGUUAGAAGGACGCUGAAAAUGUAAUGAAAAAAAGAUCAAUUCGGAAGACUAUUUAACAAUUUCUAUGA
Molecule: messenger RNA, 3356 nt
Organism: Paramecium octaurelia
Lineage: Eukaryota; Ciliophora; Oligohymenophorea; Peniculida; Parameciidae
Source: the annotation of a GenBank genome assembly